Arctia plantaginis is the source of this 1017-nucleotide messenger RNA. The record is from the annotation of a GenBank genome assembly. Lineage: Eukaryota; Metazoa; Arthropoda; Insecta; Lepidoptera; Erebidae.
AUGCACCGAUGGCGGAGCGUUUGCGCGCUAGGGACGGGAGGUUUUGCUCUGUUGUACUGGCGCCUACGACUAGCAGGCGCACCUACGGCUUUCGCAGCCGCAGAUAACCCCGCCUCGCGAGAUCCCUCUAUUCUUACUCGCAUCUAUACUUUCGCUUAUCUCCCUGUCUUCAAUUUCUUCCUCCUUUUGUACCCAUUUCACCUAAGCUUCGAUUGGUCGAUGGAUUCGAUACCAAGAAUAACGAGCUUAUUCGAUGCAAGAAAUAUUGUCACCGCCAUGUUCUACGCCACUAUUUCAAAAGUAACUUGGCGAACAUUAAUGAACGAAUUUAAAAAGCACCAGGACAAUUUCGUUCGAGAUGCAAAGUAUUACAAAAAACAAAAUUGUAAAAUUAAGCACAAAUGGAAUUACAACUGCAAACAGUAUAAUAGAGGACAAGACUGUUACGAAAGGAAAAACUAUCAUGCACCGCACAAAGAGAAUGUAUCAUCUAAAAAGCUAUUGUGCCCGUGCACUGGGUGCAAACAUUCACUCACUGAGGAACACACGAGCGUGUGUAGAGCUAGCAACAACAACAACAUAACGAUGCACAAUUCUAGUUGCAUCUGUCCGGUAUCGUUUGUGAAAUCCAGGGCAACUAGUACGCAAAAAAGCGUUUAUAGAAGUCCCCAAGUUGCGUUUCUAUUGUUUAUGGCGUUUAUGGUACUGCCAUUCGUGCCUGCGACUAAUUUACUUUUCUACGUUGGCUUUGUAGUGGCAGAGCGCGUUUUAUACAUACCAAGUGUUGGUUUUUGUUUAUUGCUGGGCCUCGGCGCUGGUGUCUUGACACGGCACUGGCACCACGGUGAGAUAAAGAGCCGUCUGUUCCUGUUGGCUCUAUUAGUGGCAUUGUGUGCGAUGUGCGGCUAUACGCUGCGUAGAAACCUGGAUUGGCGCGAUGAGGAAAGUCUCUUCAGGAGCGCCUUGCAUAUCAACCCUCCAAAAGGUAAGUGUAAAUAUAUUUCAGAGUAUUUAUGA